This is a messenger RNA of Malurus melanocephalus (red-backed fairy wren), 2709 nucleotides long. It is a transcript of the gene SMIM30, whose product is annotated as small integral membrane protein 30. The coding region runs from base 309 to 494 and encodes 61 amino acids. NCBI's taxonomy places the organism in Eukaryota, Metazoa, Chordata, Aves, Passeriformes, Maluridae. The record is from RefSeq and is a predicted model, not a curated record. The transcript has 3 exons.
UGGGCUGCUGAGCGCCCCGGGGCGGCGCGGAGCGGGGACGGCCCCAGCCCGGAGCCGGCGGCAGGAGAAUAUUCGUGCUCACGGAUCCCGAGGAUGGCCGGCGUUAGAAAGUGCGGAUGAGCGAUGUGCAACAGCCAUCAAACCCUAAACACCGGGUGAAACUGGGCCGCGUAGCAAAGCACUAGGGAAGCAGGCUCUGGUAGCUGCAGGCAGGAGAGCCUGUUCUGACUUUUCCUCACGAUACCACUGAAGURUCUGCCAUCCACCACUUUCAUUUAACUUCCCCUUGGGGUCAGCUGGUCGUCAGCAUGCCUUCAACCGAGAACACCUCAAAACUUUUCCUGGUCMUCGUGUCAUUGCUGCUGGUUUUGCCAGUAGUUGAAGCCCUGGAUGCAGGAGAUACGAUUGCCUUCCUUCUAGGCCUCGCUGUCAGUGUCGUUGGAUUCUGCGCCUGCCUUGGCUUGUACGCAAGGAGAAGGAAUGGGCAGCAGUGAUUUCAAAAAAAUGCUCAGAUGAAGUGAAUCUGCAAACACGGCUUGGGGUUGGGUGUAAGACUGAGUUUUGGUUCUGGAUAACUCAAAAAACAUGUAGUAGAUAUUUCUGCAAAUACCUCUUACUGUUCAGUACAACAGAAUCAAGACUGUACCCAGUAAAAGGURUUUGUAUGAUCUGUCCUCAUUACAGAAAGAUUAUUUUAUGUUGCUUGUGAUUACAUUUUGCCUUAGAGAAGGGUAAAAACUUUUUUGAAUGGGGAAGUAAAACUAUAGAGUGGCUCACAGUAAAAGUUUAUAAAUUUAGCAUGUGAGCCWUCAGCAAGUUCCAUAAUUUUGGUUUCAGUGUUUAAUCAGGAGGAACAGCUAUUAAUCUUCCAGUCAGGAUGACAGGAGUUUUGAAAUUAGUCCUGACUAGAUAGCUAGUGAGCAGACUGCUCUAACUUGUAUGCUUGUACUCACAUUCUCUUGUAAUGACAGUUAACACCUAACACCUCACUUCUGCUGACACAGGGAUGAGACUUAAGAAAACUAAAGAAACAUGAAAGGGUUUUUUUCAUUUAAGAGCAUUUUAGAGUAUUUUUAUUUUAGAAUAUGCCACUUCUGUAGCCUGUUCUUGUUACCAAGUAGAUAGACUUAAUAAGACCACCAUUUUUAUUUAACAUGUAUUUCACAGAAAAGUACACGUAAGGCUAUGUAAAUCAGAUUAAGGAUAUGGGUUUUGUCUCUUGUUUUUCUGUACUCAGCUUUCCUCAAGUCACAUCAGGUUUAAGACUUACUUCAUUUGGUGUUYGUACAUUUUUCUCCAAAACUAAAGACUUACAUAUUUUGAUGAGGAAUUCUGUGUAGUAUUUUCUUCAUUAGAAGGCUAUUAGAAUAAUAACAAGACCAUUGUGCACAUUUCUUUUACAAUGUAGAGUAACUUGUUUUGUUGAAAUACUGGGUUUAGUCAAGGGGUCCAUUGUUCUUAAGUGACAUGUUGCUAGCAUAACAUUUAGGCUUCUCUAACUGAUGUACAUGAGUUCCACAGAAAAUUAGGACCAAAGUAAAAAAUCCUGGUGCAAAAUGGGAGAUGUGAAUAGUCUUAUUCUAAUAAUGCUCAGUCAGAUUGCCUGAUACAUGGUUGAAAGACUUAGUAGUGUCUAGGACCUGUUUCUUUAAGUACCAAAGGUGAAAUAGCUCAGCCAGGAAUGUCUACCACAAGUCUCACUGACUUGUUAGGGUGUUCUAGGUGCCUGCUUGAGCCAAGGAGGACAGUCUGUUACAGCAGCAGAAAAAGGAGCAUAGGAAGGUGGGCUCUCCACAAUUCACAGAAUUUCUUUCUGAUCAUGUGCUUAAUCUUGUGGACACUGCCACUCUUGCUAGAAAUYUUGGCUUUUAUCUUUCAGAUCUGUGUAUUUUGAUCCUAUGCUCCAACUUCCUCCRUGUCUCUGUUCAGUAGAACACAAAGCAGUGGCUAGAAGAGUUGUUGGGCAGGUCUUAUGUAAGUAGUURGGUGGGCAGAUCAUGUUCUCCAAAUCCGGAUUUCUGCAUGUCAUUUUUGGCAGAAAGGGACCCGAUUUACCGUUCCUAUAUAAAAAAAAUGAAAUUUACAGCCCAAAGAGGAGCUUCAGACAGUAGCAUCAUAUUUGAAAGCUGCUUAGCUUUUAGCACCAUGUAUGUGAUAAUUCAGCUGGGUGGGUGCAAGCACAGAUCAAAGUGUGAUCUUUGAGGUUCCAGCUUAGCUAAAGAAAGAACCCAAACAGAGAAAAAAAAAUCCAAACAGAAAAAAAACCAACCAAAAAUUUCAAAAUAAAAAAUUAAAAAUCCACAAAAUAACCCUCCACAAAAUUGCUACUCAAUUCACUUUAUAGUUCCCAAAGUUACGAAAUUUUGCCAUUUUUUCAGUGAAAUAUUAAGUAUUCCUCUUUCAAUACAUUUACAUUUACUCCUUCGAAAAGAUCCCUYGCAAUAGUUUCACAGAACUGGGCUACAGUUUCACUGCAGGAGAACAAAAUUUUAACAGUAAUUAUCUUCAGGCAGUAGGGAUAUGAGAAAUUGUAUUAUUUGCCCAAAGCUGUAUGUAUUUCACUGAAAAGUGUUUGCACAGCAUAAUGGCUUUGUUUCCUGGGAUCUGAGAGAAGCUUUAUUAUUGAAGUCUUGGAUUUGUCAAUGACCUGACUGUAAAAUCAGAUACCCCUGUUUUUCUUGUCUUAAUAAACUUUGAUGUAUGAUUUAU